Molecule: messenger RNA, 1929 nt
Organism: Vespa velutina
Lineage: Eukaryota; Metazoa; Arthropoda; Insecta; Hymenoptera; Vespidae
Exons: 3
Coding region: 372-1694 (440 amino acids)
Source: RefSeq, a predicted model, not a curated record
GCAGUAUCUAUAGAACCUCAAAGCGCAUUGGUCGAGAUAUAAGGCCACAUUAGAUUAGUCUAUGUAGCAUCCGGGCCUUACAAGAUAUUUCUGAGAUAUUUCAUUGUGUUUUUUACUCAUAUAGUAUAAGAAGUUCCUUUGUGUCAAGUAUUGGAGAAAUGGAUAUCGUUAAAUGAUGCGCAUGUAUAUAUGUAUAUAUAUAUGUAUAUAUAUAUGUAUAUAUAUAUAUAUAUCUGUAUAUAAUUAUGCAUCGUUUUUUUUUUCCAAUCAUAUCUCAAAAUUUAUUUUUUAUCAAUGCAAAUAAUAAUGAAGACCGUCCGUAAUUUCAUCAAACUCAUGUAACGAUUUCAAUUGUAGUUAUAUCACAGAAGAUGGCGCAGCGAUUCCGUAAAAAGUUUAACGCCGGCAAAGAUUCAAUGAAAUACAUGCGUCGAAGAUCGACGAAACGCGCUGUUAGAAGUAUAAAAGAAAUUAAAUUGUUUGAUACGUCGAUGGUGAAUAAUAAAGAAGAUUUUAUGAACAUAAUAGGACUCGAAAUGAAAAGGCAAGAAAUAGAAAAUAACGUGGAAAGAAAUAAUAACGUGAUAAUUAAGGAGAAAAACGAAGAGAAGGAAGAGGAAGAAGAAGAAGAAGAAGAAGGUGAAGAAGAUGGAAAAGAAAAUUCUUUGGAUACUUUAAGAAUACGAAAAUGCAGUGUCGUUAUUGUUGCCGAAAGAUGUAAAAUUUGUGACUUACCUUUUAAAUGUAAAAGUGACGUUAUAUUCCACACGGUUAUGCGACACGGUAAUGAUCCCGUUAUAAGCAAUAACUAUACGGGAACCGAUGCCGUUACGAAGAAACAACGUUUAAACAUUCGAAGAAGGAAAACACCGAAUAACAAUAAUAAUUUCUUUCGUCUUAAAAUAAAAAUAGGCGAGGAGAUCAUUUCGGAUAUUACUAUAAAUCGUAAACAUUUGAAAAUAUUAAAUUCCUCUUCUAGUUCUACAUCUAAUUCAUCAUCAUUUUUCCCGCCAAAAAUAAUCAAUCCUGAAAAUCGAAAGAAUGAAGAUUCUAUUAUGGUUAAAAAUAAUUCUGAAAGUAGUCUACUAGGUAUUGAUUAUUUCGGCUCGACAAAGAAUCAUUACGAGAACUAUGUUAUGGGCGUUCAACCCUUGAAUCGUAUACAUAUGUUAGACGACUCCCUAUUAAAUGAAGGGUUUCGAUAUAACGAUGACGGUAAUCGUUCAAAGCAUGUUAUAGAUGUGGAAAAUAAAAAUACGGCGUAUUGUAACGAAGAAACCGUAUUCUUUAGAUUACCUUUGUUAUGUUCUUUACCUAAGGAUAUUAAGAUAAAAAAUAAUGAAAAUUCGUACAUAACUAAUACCUCAUCUAUUGACGAAUGUAAUACAUUCAAUAAAGAAAAUACAGUUGCUAAAACGCAAUUGGUAAAAAAUAUUGUAAAUGUUGGCCAGUCAAUGGUACCUACCGAAAUGCAUUUGGAAUCCCUUAAGGAAGAUGAGAAUAAGGUUGACGACGAUGAAAUACAGGAAAUACUUCGUAUUACCAAAAGAAGACGGACGAACAAUAACAACGAUAAUAUCAUACGCAAAUUAGAUAGUCCUUUAAAUAGAGAACGAAUGUUGUUACCCGAUUCCGAAGAAGAAUUUAUCAAUAUGAGGGAAAAGGGAUACCAUUUAUGUAUAUCGAUAGUAUGAUAUAUCAUCAAUACCAAUCCCUUGAUGUUUUCCUCCGUCGUACUGGAUAACAUCGGAAUUAUUCGAACUUCGUAAUUACGCCUAUAGUAUGUAGUAUAAAAACAUAUAAGGAUGCAACGGAGAUAACAAAUAGCGACGCUAUGAAAAGUUGAAAGAGAACUCCUAACUUUUCUUCUUUGAAAAUCGCUUAAAGCCUAUUAUUAUUUUUGUAUUAUAGACUGAUGUAGUGUUUCAA